AUGGCGGGGGUGGAUUUGCGGCACAUACUCUUGGAUUUGCUGCCGUCGUCUGUUAUGACGGAGCGAUGUCGAGAGCUAGGUAUCCAACAUCAUCUUGAGAAGUUUAUUCCUGACCUUUGGGCCAUCAGUGCAGUCAUUCGAGACGCGAUGAUACGGGCGGGGCCGCAGCCGGACGUGGAGAUGUGGAUGGCGGAUGCGGGUGCAGCCAUUGCGGACGUCCACAACCUGCUUGACCGGAUCUUGGAGUGGCCGGGGAGGGCAGCGGCACCGCCGAAUCCCUUGUUGCGCUCCUUCCUCAGCAUCCGAGUGGCUUUUCGUCUUUCUAUUCCGCAGGAGCUCAAGGAGAUGGGGCUCAGGUUGAAGGAGCUCGUCCUUUGGGGGUCUGCCUUGGACCUCCGGAAGGAGAUGAUGGAUGCCAUGGAUCCAUGCGAUGAAGAGUACUCCUUUGUCCUAGGAGACGAAGUGGUGGGAAGAGAUGAGGACAGAGAUAAUAUUAUAGAGAUCCUUCAGCAGAAUCAAUCAUCCAGCAACAACGGUGAGCCCUUCGUCAUUGUCAUCCAUGAUGAAUGGUCGUUUGGAUCAUUAUUAUCCAUGGGGAAGACAACCCUGGGUCGGAUGAUUUACCACCACCCCUGGGUGCGCCAACAUUUCCAUCAUCGAAUCUGGGUGGACGUUUCCAUCGACUUAUCUUUCGAUCAACUAAGCAUCGGGAGAGAAUUUGCAAGGUCUAUCACGGGAGACUCGUGCGACCAUCUGCAAUCGCACCAAGCUAUCUGGCUACUCGUGAAUGAACGGCUCGGCCAAAGAAGAUACUUGCUCAUCUUGAAUGAAGUAUACUAUGAUUAUACGGAAGAGGGGUUUGAAAGACAAGUGGGAUCAACUAAAGCACAACCUAUUGCAUGUGGGUGGAAUCGGCAGUACAGUGAUCAUCACCACCAAAAGGGCUUCCGAAUUUAG
Musa acuminata AAA Group (dessert banana) is the source of this 957-nucleotide messenger RNA. Its product is annotated as disease resistance protein RGA2-like. The transcript has a single exon. Lineage: Eukaryota; Viridiplantae; Streptophyta; Magnoliopsida; Zingiberales; Musaceae. Gene Ontology annotation, biological process: defense response to fungus. Bases 1 to 957 code for a protein of 318 amino acids. The record is from RefSeq and is a predicted model, not a curated record. Gene Ontology annotation, molecular function: ADP binding.